Molecule: messenger RNA, 1335 nt
Organism: Lolium rigidum
Lineage: Eukaryota; Viridiplantae; Streptophyta; Magnoliopsida; Poales; Poaceae
Exons: 4
Coding region: 16-1110 (364 amino acids)
Cellular component (GO): chloroplast
Source: RefSeq, a predicted model, not a curated record
GCCCGCCGGCCCCCCAUGCACUCCUCCGCGGCGGCGGCCGCCGCCUUUCUCACCCCCGCCGUCGCGGCCUCCAACCGCCUAGUCCCGCUCCGGCGGGCGAGGCGCUUCGCCGUGCUCGCCGUCGCCUCCCCUCCCGCCUCCAAGUCCGCGUCCUCGCCCUCCAAGACUGGGAAGUGGCAGUGGACAUUUGAUGAUAAGCCAAUAAGCGUUUACUACGAAGAACAUGAGCAGGGGACUGCUGAGAAUGUGAAGAACAUCCUUAUGAUUCCUACGAUUUCUGAUGUUAGCACAGUGGAAGAAUGGAGAGUGGUUGCCAAAGAUAUUGUGACACGGAAAGGAGAACUCAGCUACCGUGCUACCAUUGUCGAUUGGCCUGGUCUGGGUUAUUCAGACAGGCCAUCACUGAACUACAAUGCUGACGUGAUGGAGAAUUUUCUGGUUCAGCUAAUUAACUCACCAAAUAGUCCUGUGGCAGAUGCAGAUGGAGAAUUGGUAGUAGUUGGAGGUGGUCAUGCAGCAACAAUAGCAGUCCGUGCAGCUGGGAAGGGCCUUAUCAAACCAUCUGCUGUUGCUGCUGUUGCACCUACUUGGGCUGGACCUCUUCCCAUUGUAUUUGGCCGAGGUUCUGAUAUGGAAACAAGGUAUGGGCUUCUACGAGGAACCCUCAGGGCCCCAGCUAUCGGCUGGAUGAUGUACAAUGUUCUGGUGAGCAACGAGAAGUCCAUCCAGUCUCAGUACAAGUCGCACGUCUACGCCAACCCUGAGAACGUGACGCCAUAUAUUAUCGAAAGCCGCUACGAGCUGACCAAAAGAAAAGGCGCACGAUUCGUCCCAGCCGCAUUCCUGACGGGUCUUCUUGAUCCUGUUCAAUCAAGGGAGGAGUUCCUGCAGCUGUUUGCCAAGUUGGAUGAAGAUUUCCCAGUUCUUGUAGUGUCGACACUGAAUUCUCCCAGGAGGUCGAAGGCCGAGAUGGAGGCUCUCAAGGGCGCCAAAGGCGUGACCAAAUUCGUGGAGGUUCCAGGCGCGCUGCUGCCACAGGAAGAGUAUCCCUUGGCAGUUGCAGAGGAACUCUACGACUUUCUGCAGGAAUCAUUCUCAUCAAGGAGAUAAACUGCGAGUGCGGAAGCUACACUGGGGUGAAGUCCAACCCUAUAGCCUUUUGCCAGUAAAUACAUCGAAAUUUUAGUAACAUCAACAGCAAAGAAGCACCACUACUUCCUGUGUUGUACCACAUAUGUACAGGCCUGGUUUUGACAGAGCAGAUGCCCAUACAGCUUCAGCUUGUGUAAAAAGCAUACUACCCUGAUCAAUAAUUGCAGUUCACUGUUAGGCGCA